Diabrotica virgifera virgifera (western corn rootworm) is the source of this 6118-nucleotide messenger RNA. RefSeq names its product NFX1-type zinc finger-containing protein 1-like. The record is from RefSeq and is a predicted model, not a curated record. Gene Ontology annotation, molecular function: helicase activity; zinc ion binding. Gene Ontology annotation, biological process: regulatory ncRNA-mediated heterochromatin formation. NCBI's taxonomy places the organism in Eukaryota, Metazoa, Arthropoda, Insecta, Coleoptera, Chrysomelidae. Gene Ontology annotation, cellular component: nucleus; nuclear RNA-directed RNA polymerase complex.
CAGUUAAAAGUUGAAAGUAUUUAACACAUUAUACAUCGGCAUUUUUCAAUGCUCAAGCUCAGUUCAGUGUGUACUAGGAACAUCGGAAUUAUUACCAAUUAUUGUGUUUUUGCUAUUGCUAUUACCUAUAUUAACUUUUUUUGCAAGUAAUAAGUACUGUAUUUGUCUAAAAAGUUACUGUUGGUUCCAACAUGAAAAAGAUUGGGAACGAGAAUAGUGAGAAUGAAGAAGGGAAGGGUCAUGAAAACUGGAGAAUACGUGAUGGUGACCCAGUUCCUAAUUUCUCAGGGAAUCAAAACUGGAGGGAACGUAAUCGUGGUUCUGAUCCGAGACCUGAACGUGGUUCUGAUCCGAGACCUGAACGUGGUCGUGGUCGUGGUUGGGGUCAUGGUCAUUAUCGUGUCCUUGGUAAUGACCGUACCGGUGGUAAUGAUCGUGGCUUUGUCCCAAGGAAGAGAGAAAAUAAUGAAUUAUACAGAACUCGUCAACCGCGUCAGAUGGAAUUAAAAGCACUGGAAGAAUUGAUUGAUAAUGACAACAUUGAAGAAAUUAUUUUAGAUCUCAAUGACGGCAGGAAAGGUUUUAAAACAUUACUGGGUAGCACAUUAUCGACCGAUAAAAUAGUUUUGAUUGUAAAAAUGUUAGCUAAAAUAUGUGAUUCUGCUUUUAAUACUUCGAAGACUUCAGUACUGCAAUUUGCAAUCGAAGGUGACUUUUCUAAACAAGUGACCUCUUUUGUAAAUAGCUUGGCUAUUCAGAAUUCAACAGAUAAAAUGUAUAAUAAAUAUUUUUGGAAGGAUACCGAUGAUUUUUGGAAUAAUAUAAUCAAAAUAUCGGAACAUUAUCAUGAUUUAUUGCCUUCAACUUCUUGUGAUUUUAUAGUAAAACUCCUAAAAUCUGUUAAAUUCAGUAUUAAACCUAUAGCAGAAAGUCAUGCAAUACAUAUUUCUGAUGAAAUCAAGAACAAGGUUGAUAGUAUACUUGAAGUGGUUGAAAAAAAGCAGAAAGAAUUGGAUGCAAUGAAAGGUAUAAAAAAGGAGCCAAAUUUCAACUUGAACCUUCAAGAACCACCGGACGACUUUCGAGAAAUAAAUGUUUAUCCGUCGACUGUAGAGAUUACCACCGAAAAGUCUCCAUUUCUGAGACCGAAUAUUGUGAAGGGCCCAUACCCAGACGUUAAUACUUACUUAGACAUACAAUAUCGCUUAUAUAGAGAAGAUUUUGUAAUGCCUCUAAGAAAAGGAAUAUGUGGGUACAUCAACAAUCCAAGAGAUAAACAGCAAGAUAUCAAAGUGUACGAAGGUGUCAAGUUUCUCAAUGCGGAAUCUAUAAACGAACAAAAUUGUCAAAAAAUCCAAUUCGAUUUCUCUAACAAGAAUAUAAAGUUUGAGUACGAGAAUUCUAAAAGAUUUAUGUUUGGUUCAUUGCUGUGUUUCACAGAUGAUAGGUUCAAUACACUACUUUUUGGAAAAGUUGUAGUCCGAGAUGAAAAAUUGCUAGGAAAUGGUCAGCUCAUCGUUGGAUUUAAUUCAGAUAUGGAGUUACCUGCAGGCCUUUAUGAAAAAUCUUUUUUAUUAGUAGAGAGCAAAGUUUAUUUUGAACCCUAUUAUCAAGUUCUUACUGUUUUAAAAAAUAUGCCAAUUGAACAUUUUCCAAUGGAAAGAUAUAUCAUACAAGUGCGUACAGAUGCAAGACCUCCACAGUAUCUGCUGAAUGUAGAUCCCGUUUUCUAUACAAUAGAACUUACCAAAUUUUCGCCUUUGGAUUGGGGUGAUCGAGAAUUUUAUGGAUUGAAUGAAGCCCAAAAUAAAGCUUUUCACUCUGCGCUAACCAGGGAAUUCGCAAUUAUACAAGGGCCUCCAGGAACCGGCAAGACCUUUCUAGGUUUAAAAAUUGUUAGCACAAUGUUACAAAAUAACGAAGCAUGGUAUAAAGACUCUCCCAUAUUGGUAAUUUGUUUUACUAAUCAUGCGUUGGAUCAAUUCUUGGAAGGAUUGCUGUCAACAACAGAUAAGAUCAUUCGUGUAGGUGGACAGUCCAAAAAUGAAAAAUUAAAUGAAUACAAUCUUCGAAAUAGAAAAAGAGUUCUAGAUUACUCAAAUCGAGCUGUCUCUGAAAAACAUUUCAUAGUAAGGAACAUUAUGCGAGAUAUCGAAUCAAUAAAUGAAUAUCUAAAUACGAUCGCAAACUAUGACACUGUCAUCGAUUUUGGUGCCUUUUCAGGUGUGGUACCAGAAUAUGCGACAUCUUGGUUUGCAAAAGCCGAAAAAGAACAUAUUAUUAACUGGUUAUUUGGAGGUCAUAAUAGAAAAUUUAGAAAAAGACCAGUAAAUAAUGUUAAAAAUAAUCAGAAUAUUAUAAAUAGCGUUGAAGAUAAUCCCCUACAAAACGAACAAAUUGAAAAUAAUGACAGAAAACCCGAUGAACUUGUAGACGACAUUUUUCAAAACUUAGAAGUAGAACCUCUAAAAACGCUCAUCAGCUUAGACAAUCUGUACGAACAAAUUACGCGGACCAAUAAAGAAAUCGAGAAUUUAAUGGAUACAAAUCUGAGUGGUUAUAUGACUAAAUAUGUAAAAGAAAUGUUAAGAGCCGAACUUGAAAUGAAACUAUAUACAAUAGAAAACCAAUUGGAGUAUUUGAAGUUUCGAUUACAAGAAGCUCAGGUACAAAAUUUAGGUCCAGCAGAUUAUAUUAAUUUGGAAAAUCCGCAUUUUAUGUCUGCUGAUGAUAGAUGGAAAUUGUAUUUCCAAUGGAUUUCCAUUUAUAAAAGACAUUUGCUUAACCAAAUAGCUUUACUGAAUACUAAGUUCAGAGACGAGUACGCUCUGUAUGCAGAAAUGCGUGACAUAGAAGAUACCAACGUUAUGAAAGAAGCUUUAGUUGUCGGAAUGACAACAUCGGGAGCAGCUCGUCUUAAUGCUUCAUUAAAAGCUCUAAGAAGUCCAAUAGUCAUAGUAGAAGAAGCUGCCGAAGUAUUAGAAUCCCAUAUAAUAACUGCUGUUACAUCGCAUUGUCAACAUUUGAUUUUAAUAGGUGAUCAUCAGCAGUUAAAACCUAGUACAGCUAGCUAUCAUAUAGAAACAAGAUAUAAAUUAAAUAUAAGCCUUUUCCAAAGAAUGGUUGACAAUAACGUGGAAUGUCAUACAUUGAAUAUACAGCAUAGAAUGAGACCCGAAAUUGCCAACUUAAUUAGACCUACCAUUUACCCAGUUCUACAUGAUCACGAAUCGGUACUUGAUCGACCAAGUAUUUUAGGAAUCGAACAUUCCCUAUUUUUUAUUGAUCACGAGCACUCAGAAGAUUUAUGUUAUGAUAACAGUAAGAAAAAUGUACACGAAUCUACAUUUUUAAUGCAGUUGGCAAAACACUUAGUCUUAAAUGGUUAUAAGGCGGAGAAUAUUAUUAUAUUAGCUGCUUAUUUGGGACAAAUGUUUGAAAUGCAACGUGAACGCAGAAUUCAUAGGAAUUUAUUAGAGAAUGUUAGGAUUGCUGUUUUGGAUAAUUAUCAAGGAGAAGAAAGCGAUAUUGUGCUACUAUCAUUGGUAAGAAGUAAUAAAGAAAACAAAAUUGGAUUUUUAAAGAUAGAAAACAGAGUCUGCGUGGCUUUAUCUAGAGCAAGAAAUGGAUUUUACAUAAUGGGAAAUAUGAAACAGUUGCGUGAAAAUAGCGAGUGUCAAUUUUAUGAAACAGGCCCCUGGCCUCAGGUAGAAGCCACUCUUAAAAAACAAGAUGCAAUUGGUCCUUAUUUAUCCCUACGGUGUCAAAUUCACCGGGGUCAAAUUACUCAUGUCAAAUCUGAGGAAGAUUUUUUGAAAUUACCAGAAGGCGGUUGUACAUUGAAAUGCGAAGCUAAAUUAAAAUGUAACCACUUUUGUACAAGAAUAUGUCACGUUUUAGAUAGAGAUCAUGCGGACUAUAAUUGCAGACAACCAUGUACAAGUGUUCUUUGUGAUGAUGUGGCACACAUAUGCCAAAAAUAUUGUUAUCAAAUAUGUGGUCCUUGCAACUACCUUGUUCGGCGAGAGCUUAAAUGUGGCCACGAAGCCACCAUGGAGUGCCACUUGGAUCCUGAUAAAUAUAAGUGUAAUUCUUUGGUUAAUGCCGAGCUUCCAUGUGGCCAUAAAGCAGCAAAGCCUUGUCAUAUGAAGCCAGAUGAAUUUCCAUGUCAGAUUCCAUGUGAUGUUAGAGUUGAGCCGUGUGGACAUGCGUGUACUAGAAAUUGUCAUAUUAAGGAUGAUCCUGAUCAUAUACAGUAUAAAUGUAUAAAACCGUGUGAACGAGAACUUCAAGGAUGCACAAGUACGGAAGAACCUCAUAAAUGUGACAAAGCUUGCUUUGAAGAAUGCUUACUGUGUGAGAUGGAAGUUCUAAAAAGUCGUACCAAAUGUUCCCAUAUGUUCAAGGUAGCAUGCUGUUUGGAUCCUGACACUAUAACUUGCAAAAAACCUUGUAAGAAGCAACUACCAUGCGGUCAUAUUUGUAUGAAAAAAUGUGAGGAACCUUGUGGAGAUUGUAAAGAGUUGGUAGAAAAAACCGUACCAGACUGCAAUCACGUUAUAGAAAUUCAAUGUAAAAAUGAAGCUGACAGAAAAUAUUGUAGAGAUGGUGUAUGUCCCCGUAUUUUACCAUGCGGUCAUCAAUGCAAGAAAAAAUGUAAUGAACCCUGUAGAACAAGGUGUAAAGAAUUGGUUGAUUGCAACAUAACAAGCCCUUGUGGACAUAUGAUCAAGAAAAUUGAAUGUUAUCGAAAAGAAACUGAUGAUCCGAAGAUAUUGCUAGCUAAAUGUUCAGAGCCCUGUAACAUUGAACUUCAGUGUAAACACACUUGUAGUGGUACAUGUGGGGAGUGUUUUCAAGGACGUUUCCAUAAAAAAUGUGCUGAAAAAUGUGGAGUCCCGUUGGUUUGUAACCACGAAUGCACUAUACCUUGCAGAGAAGCCUGUCAACCGUGCAAACAACCAUGUAGUUACCUGUGUAAACAUAGUAAAUGUAAGAAACUAUGCGGAGAACCAUGUACAAAGUGCAAAGAAGCUUGUGUAAGAAAAUGCGCACAUCAAAAAUGUAAGCGACGUUGUGGAUAUAUAUGUAGCGUGCCACCAUGUUAUGAACCAUGUCCAAAGAAAAUCCGAGGAUGUGGUCACCCAUGCAUAGGCUUUUGUGGAGAUCCUUGUCCUUCUUUAUGUAGAACUUGUAAUGCUGACGAAUUGGCCGAAUUUUUCUUCGGAACCGAAGAUGAAGAAGAUGCUCGAUUUGUCUUGUUAGUUGAUUGCGGGCAUAUUUUAGAGUCAUCUGGUAUGGAACAGUGGCUGGAAAGUGAUGAUGACCAAAUUAAACCAAAAGUAUGCCCCAAAUGUAAAACAGUUAUAAAAUUAACGCAGCGGUAUAGUGAGUAUGUAAAAGGAAACCUAUUGGAUUUACAGAAUGUUAAAACGAAGCUUUAUGGGAAUGACAGGGAAAAUUUAGAAUUAAAAUUAAUUUUGCAACGUGAAUUAUACCUACUCAUUCUUGAGUUCAGCACUUUUGGUGCAGAAAUCUUGUCAGAGAAUUCACGUAGAUUGCAUUCUCGUUUAGAAAAUACAAAUCAUGGCAUGCGUCAGUACAUAAACAAAUUCGGACUUGCUGCCAUUAGAGCGAAAGUAGAUAUAUUUAAACUGUUAUUAGAGCCACUAAAGAAUGGCAAAAUACGAUUAAAGGAUACACCAAUGUCGAUGAUUCAAGUAAAAUUUAUAUCAGACUGCCUGAUGGAACAUGUUGACUCGAUAAGUAAACAACAAUAUGACGACAUAAUACUAGAGAUUGAUCGAUUCUACAAAUACGUGCAAUUCGAGAGCAUAAUGUAUAAACCCCAUUUACAUAAAUCAGAAAUCAAAUGCAUGGUCGAAACAGUAACACAACUUUUGGAUAGUCCCCAGCGAUUUACUAAGUCUAUAAACGAUAAUGUUAAAACACAUUUAGAAGCUUUAAAAAAAGAAACUGCUUCAAACAUUGCUUUAACUGACGCCGAUAGAAAAGAAAUUGUAAAAGCGAUGGGUUUUAAACAAGGUCACUGGUAUAAAUGUCCCAAUGGACAUCCAUAUUGUAUUGCAGAUUGUGGUGGAGCAAUGGUUACGUCAAU